This is a messenger RNA of Dibothriocephalus latus, 438 nucleotides long. The record is from the annotation of a GenBank genome assembly. Lineage: Eukaryota; Metazoa; Platyhelminthes; Cestoda; Diphyllobothriidea; Diphyllobothriidae.
ACCAUCAGCGCCUCCGAAAAAUGCGCAUUACUUCGAAAAGCGAUUGAGCAGCACCAACGUUACACCAAAAUGGCGGUUACCGGAAAAGGGUUUGACCGUCAUCUUCUCGGCCUUCGGCUCAUUGCUGCUAAUUGCGGUGAUCUUACGCCAAGUUUGUUCGCCGAUCCAACAUAUGAAACCGCAAACCACUUCCUCCUCUCCACCAGCCAGAUAACUGGUAAGGAAGAUUUCGGUGUCAGCUUCGGACCCGCCGCUCCAGAUGGAUAUGGAUUUAACUACAACCUGCAAGGUCACCACAUGAAUCUAACGGCUAGCGCCUUCAAAUCAAAAACUCCAGACAACUCUGCAAGGAAUCUGCUUAACUGUCUUGCCGCUAGCCUUUUAGACAUGCGAAAGCUUCUUGAGAGUGCAGCGGAGGUCGACAUUAGCGAAAAGUGA